Molecule: messenger RNA, 4699 nt
Organism: Sardina pilchardus (European sardine)
Lineage: Eukaryota; Metazoa; Chordata; Actinopteri; Clupeiformes; Clupeidae
Gene: sfi1
Product: SFI1 centrin binding protein
Exons: 30
Coding region: 696-4328 (1210 amino acids)
Molecular function (GO): phosphatase binding
Source: RefSeq, a predicted model, not a curated record
CAUCAGCAACCCACCACCAUGAAGCUCACUUGCACACAAGUUUGAUAACAGGCAAACGAAACUUGCAAAUCCGCUGGGUCUGGCCCGUUGAUUCUGUAGUAGAGAUGCAUGUCUGUAGAGAAGUUACUUAUAUGCCUAUGGUCUGACCUAAGUAACUUCACGUGCACUUAGAAUGCAGUUAAGUAAAAAACUACAGUAGGCUGUAACGUAAACCUAACCUUGAAUCAAAAUCUGUAAUGUUACUCUAGCUCUUACCUAGCUGCUACAGUCUGGCUCUUACUCUAAUCUUUACGGUUGAUGUUAGAAGAAUAGAAGGGCUGUGGAGAUUCGUUUUAACCUACUAACGCUUGAUAGUUCGCUUUGGGCUAACGCUAGCUGUCAGUAAAUGUAUAUUUAGGCUAUAGUCACACAUGGAUGUGAAUCAUGCACGCUUCUAGACCAUGUACCCGAAAUGUACGCGUUAACGUAAAGCCUGUCUGUCCUAUUCGGAGCAACCAGCCACGCAAUACUUCAUCGCGUAAAUUUAAGUAUAGGGUUGGAUACUCUUGGAAUAGAGGAGGAAGACUGAAAGAGCUGCGAAUAAGGUGGGCAGACAGUGAAUUAAAUGCAUUCCUCUUUCUGUUCAGUUGGUCCCUAACAAGUUAUGUAACUUAUUUUCUGACAGACACCUGGCAAGGAAAUUCUUCUUUAUAUGGAUGGGAAAAACUUUCGGAAGAGUAUCUCCAUCUAAAGCUAGAUCUCAUCACCGGAGAGUGGUCCUUGGCAGGGCCUUGGAGCAAUGGAGGGAUGUUUGGUGGUACAGCAGAAAAGAGUGGAGCCUAGCAAUACGAGCAGACUGUCAUUACAGAUAUUAUCUGUUCCACAAAGUGUUCCCUGCGUGGAGAAGCUUUACCUUCUUGCAGAGACAGAAGAAAACAAAAUGCCAUAUAGCUGCAACCUUUGCUCACAAACAUAGGCUGCGUCUUGUGUGGGACUGCUGGGAGAUGUACAUAGAGAGGCGUCACAUGACGCAGCAGAUGCAGCAGACUGCGUUGCAGCACAGUAACAUCUUCUGUGUGAGGCGGAUGUGGGCAGCAUGGAGAUGUGCUCUUCAACGCCGACAUUCUGAGCAGCAGCAGAAGGAGGAGGCUCUUCGACACUGGGCCUACUCUCUACAGUGCAGAGCGUGGCUGCAGUGGAGUGAGCGGUGCCUCCAGGCCCAGGUGCGGAGGGAGCAGGAGGCCAGGGCUCGGCUGCAUGCCUGUAGGAGUCUGUGCAGGAAAGCCAUAAGCCGCUGGCAAAUGUACACCCAGCACUGCCAAGCCACACGGCUGCCCAAGGCUGAAGCUGACGGUGCAUGGCGCCGUACUUUGGCCUGGCGCUACUGGAGUAGGUGGCUCCGAGAGUGGCAAAGCAAGCGGACUGAGAGGGAGCUGCAUCUGGCACUCAAACAGCGGGCACAGCUUGGCAUCCAGCGCUGGGCUCUUGGGCAGUGGAGACAUUGCAUCAGAAUUCAAGCAGAGGAAGCUGAGAGGUGGAAGUCUGCUACUCAAUAUCACCAGCGCCAUCUUCUGAGAGGUGCCAUGGAAGGCCUGUCCAUGAACGUUUCACAGUGUAAAACCUACCGCCUCAACAAUCACUUGGCCCUCCAGCACCACAAUCAGACUGUUAUAUGCAGGUCUUGGGUACUGUGGCAGCAACGUGUCGAGCAGUUGGAGGACAGCCAGCUCCAACCUCAGAUUGACAUAGCCCGUCAUUACCACAGCAUCGUCGUACUAAGGCAACACUUGGAUCUAUGGAGAGAACGCCUCAAGGAAUGCAUGAAUAGAAAGGCUCUGGAUCGGCAGGCUGAUGCUUGGUGUGCCAAGCGUAUCCUUCCUCAUUGCUUUGAUGCCUGGGUAGAGUUCACCGCGCACAGGAGGACAUACACAGAGAGAAGAAAGGAAGCUCAACUGUUUGACCAGCAGCGUGUUUGCUCAUGGGCAUUCUACACAUGGUGGACUCAUUCGGAGGAGCAGAAGGAGAACAGACUGGCAGAAAGAACGGCCGUGCUGCAUGAAGAGCACACGUGUGUGAGGCGUGGGUGGCAGCGCUGGCGUGAAGCUGCUGGCACGCAGGCGCAGGAGCGGGCGAGAGGCACAGCUGCUGACCGGUUGCACAGUCACACACUGCUGCGCAGCGCCAUCGGCCUGUGGAGGGAAAGGACCCAGCACGUCCAGACCAGUCUACAACAAGAAGAGCUUGCUAGUCGUCAUGGUGACCUUCAUCUUGUCCGGCGAGCCUGGAACUGCUGGUGUAAGUUUGUGGAAAGGAGAAGGGAGAAGAAUCAGAAACUGGGACAGAUUGAGCAACAUCACGACCACAGGGUCCUCACUAAGUCACUACAGGCCUGGAAGGAUCACCACCUUCAGACUCAGCAGGUGUACAGUCGUGCUGAGGAGUCCUAUCGGUUCCAACAGACAAAACAGCUAAGGAGAUGUUUGCUUCUCUGGAGAAGAAACGCUGCCCUGCAGGCUGAGGAGAGAAGUGUGGAGGGGAAAGCAGCGCUUCACCACCGACGCCACCUCAUGGCAAAGGUGGUGUUGGCAUGGCGACAUAUCACUGUUGAGAGGAAGGCACGUCACACACAUUUUGGAAUGGUGCUGACAGAGGCUCAAACUGCACUGAACAAAGGGCGCUUGCGAGUGGCCCUGCUGCGAUGGAGAGAGCGAAGCAGGGAGGUGCGGCUAGAGAGAGCCAACAUGGAGAAGGCCAGCCACCUCCACGGCCAAACGCUGCGACGGAAAUGCCUCUGCUCAUGGAACAUACUGCACCAACAGCAGAAUCUAGGAAAGGUGAUGAAAGAGAAGGGCAUCUGUCUAUUGAGGCAAAGGAACAGUCGUGUAUUUUUCACCCGCUGGAAAAACGCACUGGAGAACAGCCGGACAGAGGCGGAAUUGACAGAGAAGGCUCUCUGGCACUGGUCCUUGAACUUGCAGGCCAAGGUGCUGGAUGCCUGGCGGGAGUGGGCAUCAGACAGACGGAGGAAGCAGCAGCGUCUGGCUGCAGCCUCCCAAGUCUUCCGGGGGGUUCUGCUGAAGGAAGGCAUCACUCACAUCCUCACCUACGCGGAGCACAUGGACCGCUUCUCCGCCAGCCUCGCACAGCAAAGCCAGGAGCAGAGUUCCCGCCGUGUCCAGGCUGUGGUGAGGAGAUGUGCCCUUCGCUGGAAGCACCGAGCACUCUCCGGCCAAGAGCAAACGGACAUCGAUAAAUCAACAAAGCCUAAGAAGAGUGUGAGCUUCAGCCUCCCAGGGGUGGCGUCUGUUGAAACGAGCAGGUCCUCUGCCCAAAGUGCUGUCCAGAGCCCAACCUGUAUGGGUGGCCAGAGGGUCACUGCAACACCAAUGCUGGGAGAUUCAGUCACUGAACAGCUUUUGUUUUUAAGAUCCUCUAGGACUCCACCACGGACACCAAGCUUUCUUCUUGAUCAGCAUGGCGAAGAGCAGAAAGGCCAUAAUCCACAGGACAGCAAUCAGAGGCCCCUCUGUUCUGCUGAGCCGACUUCACUUCGCCACGCUGAUGAAGCUCAGCAGCAUACACCCUCAACACUAGUCCCCUACACUCAUAUGCGAACUAUGCCAACCUCCGUGCCAACAAUGUCCAGCGUUGCUCGUGUUGUUCCGGGCUCUGUGCCCUUGACUCUUGAUGGUAUGCCGGUCGGGUCCAACUCCGUCCCUGUUCCGCACUGCGCCCUGCCAGUCCCUGUGAGAUCUUCCUCUGGAGUCUCGUUGUCCUACCUCCCUCUGUCUGCGGCUCCUGUGGCCAGUGCCUUCCAGGAAUCAGCUGCUCAGCCAAAAGCAGAUGCCAGCAGUGACGUGCUGCUGCCUCCAUCUAUGUUUAUGGGUCCCCACGCACAUGCCAUGGAGAAGGACUUCAGGCUGAGACUGAGGGAACCUCACGUGCACUUAAACAAACACCCAUCUCCUCCAGGUGUGUGUCAGGAUGGAACCGAGCAGGAGGAAGAAGAUGACCAGCAGCGGAGGCGAGAGGAGAAGGCUCUCCAGACCGCGGCCCUGACACGAGAGCUCAUUAGCAUCCAGCUGGACAUGCAGCGCUACCAGCGCGACAGGAAACAGCUCCAGGCUUGGCGGAAGCAGGAGCAGGUGCUCAGGAGCUGGUUGGAGACAACAGGAAGCGAAGUGGAGGCUUCAGAGACCCUCAGUGUCCAGCAAGAGCUGAAGGAGCUGGAGAUGAACAUGGAGCAUGUGUCUGACCAUCUGGCCGAGCAGAAACCAGCCAUGGUGCGCCACGCAGCCCGCAUCCAGAGCAUUGAGGGCCUCCUCAAGCGUGUCACCCUGGAAACAUGACCUUUGACUUGGUAGCCUGUAGCAGGCUCACCUGUGACCUCAUCUCCUGACCUGUGAUCUCAUCACCUGUCCAGCUGAAACUGGAACUAUUAGAUAAAUGACAGCUGUUGAAUAUGCAUAAAAGUACAAGACAGGUAUACAGGAAACAGUGAUGUUAGCCACCAAAAGCAGGAUGAUGUUGUGGAGAUGUUAACUUUGAGGAAACAUGCUUGGCCGUGAAAGCAUUCUGUGGGAACAACCAUUCCUUAAAUUAUUAUGAAAAUGGACAAAAUGACAUGGAAGUGCCUUAGUUUAAUGUCUUUGUUUUGAUACUUGUUUAUGUAAGGCAUUAUAUCAUUGCAACAUUGCGCCAAUCAUUCAGAAAUAAAAUG